Molecule: messenger RNA, 4188 nt
Organism: Pocillopora verrucosa
Lineage: Eukaryota; Metazoa; Cnidaria; Anthozoa; Scleractinia; Pocilloporidae
Source: RefSeq, a predicted model, not a curated record
UACCAAUCGAUCUAUGUAGACAGAUUGAGUAAAGAUAGUCGGGGGUAAAUCUCGCAUCUCUCUCUACGUUACUGAGCGACAAUGCGAUUCAAUGACUUAGUCGCCGGCUGUGUUAUGGUCAUUUACAUUUUGAUUGUUGUGGAAUGGUCGGGUGCUUUGGAGAUCCGAGUUUCAACCGCCACCGGACAUGAUAACAAAUCUUGUCUACUUUCGAGCGCCUCGGGACCUUGUAAAACGGUCGGAUUUGCUCUAAAUGCCAUGGAGGAUGAAGAGAACCACAAUCAAACACUCUUUAUUUUUCAGAUCGAAGAUCACAUUCACUCUUUGGACAAACGGAUCAACAUCAGUCAAACCAACCCAAGGAGAGGUAUUGUUCUGCAAUCAAGUCACGCAAAUGGAUCCAUUAUUAGAUGCACAGAUGUCUCUGCUGGAUUUGAUAUCGGAUCUCGAGUUACUCAAAUCAGACAAGACAAGACAAGAAAUAUUAGCAUAGAAAACCUCAAAUUUCAACAAUGUGGCCCUCGCUUCGCCGCUACUGUUCUCAUAUGGAAUUCUGUUAAAAUAAACUUCAGGAAUUGUGUAUUUGAACAUAACAAACAGGCUGGGAUUAACGCCUUUGAUAGCGAGGUUACUAUAGAAAGUUGUAUUUUCCAAAAUAACACUUCAAAUGGACGCAAUUCCAGCGAGAAGUUUAAAGAAGGGUUUACCUCGGCCGGUGGUGCAGCAGGAUUUCUGUUUCGAACUUCAGUUCCUCUUUCUGUGGUAAUAACAAAUUCAACUUUCACCUUCAACUCGGCCGUGACGAAUGAUUCAGCAUCGUAUAUUGCACCUUCAUCAAAUGUCUCGCACUUCACUGCAGGAGGUGGGGGUCUUCUAGUUGUGUUCUUGAAGAAGACUGAACACUGUCGUGCUGUGAUAGAAGACUCUAAGUUUUCGAACAACUCGGCAACGUAUGGAGGGGGAUUCUACUUUGCCGACUCUAACUCGGCGUCGAAAAACAACUUGUCGAUAAUUGGCUCGCAUUUUGUGAGAAACAGAGCCGGACAAACCGGAGGGGGGCUGAUAUUCUCCCAAUGGGACAAUGCGUCUAGCAUCACAAGUGUCAUCAGAAACUGCACCGUGAAAGAAAAUAAGGCGAGGAGAGGAGCAGGGGUUAAUGUUUUUCUCAUGAACUAUGAUGACAAACCGAACGACUCCGUGUUGAGGUUUGAUAAUGUGGUGUUUAGUGACAAUAGGGGCGAUGCCAGUACAGCGAUUCGCUUCACCACUGCGCUUCCGUAUGGAAGCACUAUGGAUGUUACCCCCGAGUUUAUAAACUGCAAGUUUGAGAAUCACAAUAUGUCGAGUAUUGCACGUACUAGUCCGUUCACAAGUCAAAGGGUGAACGUAAGGUUUCAGGGAAGCAACAUUUUUCAGCGCAACUAUGGUGGAGGCGCAGGAAGUUUUCAGGAUUGCGUUUUACAUGUGGAGGGACAGCUGGUUUUUGCUAACAACACGGGGUCCCAUGGAGGAGCGUUGUUCCUGCAAUCUAGUCAAAUGAUACUUUACCCCGGAAGUGAACUCAUGUUCUUAGGAAACAAAGCCGAUGGAAUCGGCGGCGCGAUACUUGUAUGGGAAAACAUCAUGAGCGAGUUUAUACACGAGUUUAAUCCUAACUGUUUCCUGGCUUAUAGUGACCAUUACUUGCCCCCAUCGAAAUGGAAGACCAACGUAUCCUUUAUCGAGAAUAGCAGCAGGAUAAAAGGAGCAGCUAUUUAUAUCUCCUCUCUUCAAAGAUGUGUGUGGAUUGAAGAGGCUCCGUACCACGAUCCGCAGAAAGCUCUCCGCUGGUCUAGUAAUAUUUUGUACAGAAAUAACUCGCUUGUUUUCGACGGUGUCCCACACGUCUUCAGUGGAACUGAGUAUGAUAUUGCCACAGACACAAAAAAUUACAAUUCGACUUUGGGAGAUAAUUCUACUGUGAAGCUCGCUCCAGGUCAAAAGUUUCCUUUGAAUCUGCAAGGAGUUGAUGAACUUGGACACAGUGUGUAUACGACUGCUUUUGUGGCUGAAGAAGGCAGCUCUGACAACACAUCAAAAUUGAUGCUUAGUAAUGUACUGUACGUGCUCUCGCCUAACAAAUCAAGUACUGUAUCGUUUUCGUUCAAUGCUCCUGAGACAGUUUACAACGAAGCACAAAACAGAGGUGAAAAGAAUAGGCGAAGGAUUCAAUUUGUGGAUAUCUUUUCUACCUUACCAAAUGGAUAUUCCUUUGAAAUGGAGCUUCAAACGUGUCCGCCUGGAUUUAAUUUCAACAAGGACACUAAAGCGUGCGAAUGUAAUAGGAAACUUCCUGGCAUUUCGAGAUGCGAGAAUGGACAUACUGUUUAUUUAAAAGAGGGAUACUGGGCGAAUGUAACUGAAAAUGGUACCCUGGUUACCUACUACUGUCCAUACAAGUAUUGUAAUUGUUCACAUGUCGGCGAACUACCUGGAUGUUUAUUCGAUCCAGCCAACAGUAUUGCUCAAUGCGCAAAGAACCGCGAAGGCUGGCUGUGUGGUAAAUGCUCUGGAAAUACUAGCGUGGGGUUAAGAUGGAACGAGUGCGUCGAUUGUCCCAAUCCAGGAUGGGUAUUGGGUGUGGUUAUACCUCUUGUCAUGGCCUUGUGUGUUCUCAUCAUUUGGCUCAAUCCCGGUAUAUCUAGCGAGUUAAGAGGACCUCUGUACUUCUUCCAAGUUCUCCCUUGCAUAUUCGACCCCACCAGCCAAUUUGGGAGUCACAUCUUCCUUUUAGCGGAUUUAUUCAACUUUGGAGGGCCGUUAGUCUAUCUGACGAAGACAUGUAUUGUAGGAGAAAUUAAUAAUCUGUACUCAAUUGCCUUUGGGUACUUGGUUCCUUUUCUGGCUCUGUUGAUAUUCCUGUUUGCUUAUCUAUUGAGCAUUAACUAUUGCCUCAGGUUUAAAUUUCGCCAACGUUCGAUGCUCAAAUCUUUUUGGCUUCUUGUUGUCUUCAUCUACAACUAUUGUGUCGAGACGUCGUUUCUGAUCUUGUUUUGUCCAAAAGUUGGUGACAGUCACGUAUUCUUCUAUGAUGGAACCGUGGAAUGUUUCUAUGAUGACCAUUUGCCAAUGGCAAUCCUCGCUAUCCUUGUGCUUGUGUUCCUUGUGAUCCCCCCACCGAUCAUGGUUUUUCUUCUGACCAAUGGGUAUUGGAGGGUGGAUCCUCAAUACCUGAAUACACUGACAAGCGGUCUGCGCCUUGAGCGCCGUUGGUGGUGGUCAGUGGAUUUGUGUCGAAGAGUUCUCGUGGUUGGUACUUACGCGUUCGUCCCAAACUGGCAAACAAAGAAGAUUCUUAUGAUUUUGAUGUGCGUCUUGAUCUUGGCCGUCCACAGUAACUUUCAACCUUACUUGAAACCUCGUGUUAACUUUACAGAGUCUGUCUAUUUACUGGUUCUGGCCACUCUAGCUAUUAUGCAAAUUGUUGAAGAUGAAAUGGUUAGGUACGGCGUGUCCUUAGGUUUAGUGUUCACGGUGGCACUUCAUGCACUUGUGGUAACUGUUUAUAAGGGUGCGCGAUUCUUUCGUAAGCGUUUCGAGAUCGCUUGUGCAAGAAGGGGACUUGAAUCAAAUACAAGACAAAGAGACUAUGACCAGCUGGAGGACACAGAGAUCGAUCAGAACAGUUUGGACGCCGAGAGAGAAAGACAGAGGAACAUUAUGGACACGAUAUUUAACUCCCCCUCUGAAGGCGCAGAUCAUGAUUCAGAUUAAACACGCUUAAAGAAAGUUUAUGGACCUUGCAAGGGUUGUCUGAUGUUUGCGCACUAAUCAGGAGGACCGAGCUGAAAUUAUCUUCACGUUACCUAAGGGAACGGUCAUUAUCCAUCCCCUGGGGGUGGGGAGGGGGGGGGGAGUUUGGGUCGGAGGAUUUUGGUUGUGUCAGAGUUAAAAUUUACCUGAUCCCCCAUCCCCUUCCAUGAGGCUCUGAAAUGUUCAUAUGAUGGCAGUGAAUUGUCAGUCAAUUUUUUAUAGUCCUCCCUUUCUCUUCUAUUCGCGACGACUGAUUUUCCCUUUAUUCCCCUUGAAAACCAUGUGAUCUCCCUAAAAAAUCGUCCGACCCUUCCCUCCCAGGAAAAAAAUAAUGAUGGUCCCUAAUUUGAAAGGCUAACCAGAAUAUGAUCCUCAACUUUUCAUGGGUGUGGAUUU